AUGGCCGACCUUACAACUGAACAAAAAGUGUUCUUGAUCGAAAAAUAUUACACAAGUGGUAAAUCUAAGACUGCCGCUCGACGGGCACUACAGACCAAAUAUCCUGAUGAAAGUUUGAUGUCUGAGUCUACAAUCAGCAGAGUAAUAGAUAGAUUUUUGGCUCAUGGAACGCUUCACGACCGAAGGGAAGACAAUGAAGGAAGACCAAAUGAAGUGACCACUCCAGAGAGUUUGGACCAAAUUGAAGCUUAUUUCACUGCAAAUCCCCAUGCAUCAAUAAGACAUGCCUCACAGGAGCUCGGCAUCAAUCGAGAAUCAAUGAGAUUAAUCCUACGAAGGUUCUUAAAAUGGCAUCCUUACAAGAUUUGGAUUGGACAAGCACUCACUCAAGAGGCCAUGACCAAACGUGUUGCUUUCUGUGCUCAGAUGGGGGAAGUGGGUCGAACUGGUGUAAUACAAGCGAAUAAGAUCAUUUUGAGUGAUGAAGCACAUUUUCAUUUAGAUGGAUAUGUUAAUAAACAAAAUUUUCGUCACUGGGGAAAGGAGAACCCACAGGCCCUCGAUUCGCAGCCAUUGCACCCGCAAAGGUUGACAGCAUGA
This is a messenger RNA of Panonychus citri (citrus red mite), 600 nucleotides long. RefSeq lists its product as uncharacterized. Gene Ontology annotation, molecular function: nucleic acid binding. The transcript has 2 exons. The record is from RefSeq and is a predicted model, not a curated record. The coding region runs from base 1 to 600 and encodes 199 amino acids. NCBI's taxonomy places the organism in Eukaryota, Metazoa, Arthropoda, Arachnida, Trombidiformes, Tetranychidae.